Molecule: messenger RNA, 1272 nt
Organism: Talaromyces stipitatus ATCC 10500
Lineage: Eukaryota; Fungi; Ascomycota; Eurotiomycetes; Eurotiales; Trichocomaceae
Product: monooxygenase, putative
Exons: 4
Coding region: 19-1272 (417 amino acids)
Biological process (GO): ubiquinone biosynthetic process
Cellular component (GO): mitochondrion
Molecular function (GO): oxidoreductase activity; FAD binding
Source: RefSeq, a predicted model, not a curated record
UAUCCUUAACAACAGACAAUGACGACUCAAACGAACGCCAGUGUUGCCGGAAACCUCUCCAAGAUCAUAGUAGUCGGCGCUGGACCGUCCGGACUUUUGCUAUCGAUCCUAUUAGCAAAACAUGGAAUCAACGUGGAACUACUUGAAGCCACCGAAAGAUUGGACGAACAACCCCGAGCCGCCCAUUAUGCCUCUCCCGCCGUAUACGAGCUUCGUCGUGCGGGUGUCAUUGACGAUGUGAUUGAAAGCGGUUUCAAACCAACAUCGGCAUGUUGGCGCAAAGCCAACGGGGAAAUUAUUGCCGGAAUGAGAUUUGACGUUGUUCCUGAUGACCCUGAGCGGAUGGUUGUGUUACCCCUGGAUCGACUAGGCAAGCUGUUGUACGCCCACCUUCAACGGCAACCACUAGCAAAGAUCUAUUGGGGACAUCGUGUUACCGAAAUCGGCGAGGAGAACGGAAAAGCUUGGGUGAAUGCCGAGACUGCGUCUGGGCCGGUCAAGUUUGAGGGCGAUUAUGUUGUGGGAGCCGACGGCGCAAAUAGUACGAUUCGAAAGCUGUUGUUUGGACCGAAUAGCUUCGAGGGGGAGACGUUGAACGCAGCGAUUAUUGCUACUAAUGUCAUACAUGACUUUACCAAGUAUGGAUAUUGGGACACGAAUUAUAUCGUGGAUCCCAAAAAUUGGCACAUGGUUGCAAAGAUUGGACGAGACGAUCAUUUGUAUCGAGUGUCAUAUAGCGAGGUGCCUGGAUUGACACCAGAGGAAUAUAAGAGGCGACAGCCAAACCGCUAUAGAGAGAUAUUGCCAGGAAACCCUGAGCCUUCCGAAUAUACCAUCACCAAUAUCAACCCAUACAAGUUGCAGCAACGAUGUGCACCUUCAUUCCGCAAGGGGAAAUUUGUGUUGAUGGCCGAUGCUGCACAUGUUUGCAACCCAUUCGGUGGCCUUGGUUUGACGGGAGGUAUUGCAGAUUUGGGAAGUCUGUUUGACUGCCUGUAUGGAAUACAUCAAGGCCUCGCUGAUGAUGGUAUCCUCGAUCGAUAUGCCGAAAUCCGUCGAAAGAUAUACCGCGAAGUUAUUAACCCCCUGUCGAGAGAGAACUUCCGCCGGCUCUGGGGUCAGGAUCCUGAUAAAGCAAAGGAGAAUGACGAGUUCUUCAAAUUACUUAAUAGAGCUGAGACGGAUAAGGAAUUGGCAAAGGAACUUACCUUAGGCCUGAAUAUUCUUCGACAUGACUUCACCCAGUACUAUAAGAAAGAUGUAUCAAGCUGA